AUGUCUACAAAAGAAACGAACUCGAAGACUCUAGUUGGUUUUUCUUUUGCGAGUGGUCGCAGUUUGCCCGCUUUCUCAGAUAAAGAUCUUCAAGCGGCGCGCGCUCUCUUAGAUCAAGACGACCCGGUCAUAGAUGACGCGAUCUCGCCGUCUGAAUUACGAGUGAAUGGGAGAAGAACAGAACCAAUUUUCUCGGAUUUUGCUUCUACAGAAAUAAAUCACGAACAAUUGGGUUCGAGACCUGGAAACGCGUCCAAGACUGUCAUCAAAUGCGGCUUUUCUUGUGCGAGUGGUCGUAGUUUACCUGCACCUUCGGCAGAGGCAUUGGAGAAGGCUCAUAACCUUGUAAAUAAUCAAUCUUUUGCAAUUGCAAAAGAUACGAUCGAUGGUAAGGAUAUGGGAGAUAGAAUUCGCGUAAAGAAGAGAAGCCUUAUCGAUGCGAAUAUACAAGAGAUAAAUACAAAAAUACCGUCGAUGAAGCGUAUCACUACAAAAACAGUCAACACCGAAGACUAUCCUCAACGUACACACCCAAAGAAUGUUGGUGGCAACUCUUACGUAUGUCAAAGUAGGAAAUCACUUAACCGAUUGCAUCCGUACUCGCUACAAUCCGCAAGUAAACUUUUGCCCAAAACCCUUGCUCUCCCACCCGAGGCUAAACGAAAACUAUCGCUUUUUAAUCUUAAUUGUAAGUUGGUCGUCCGUUGA
Paraglomus brasilianum is the source of this 708-nucleotide messenger RNA. The record is from the annotation of a GenBank genome assembly. NCBI's taxonomy places the organism in Eukaryota, Fungi, Glomeromycota, Glomeromycetes, Paraglomerales, Paraglomeraceae.